UACACCUAGGCACACUCGGCCGCUUGCUUGACGGGAUCGCUUCUCGAGACAGAAUGAAACUUGAGGCUAACCCCGAAAGAUUAUGCCAGAUAAGAGAAGUCGCCUGCGCCCGCAAUCAAGACUAGAAAGUCAAUACUAGAGCUGACCGCUUUCCGCAUUCGACUCAUCAACGUCUCGGACGCAGGAGAAAAUGUCCAAGAAGGACGAACUCCACUAUCUCACCGGAUUCGGCAAUGAGUUUGCCUCUGAAGAUCCUCGCUGUCCAGGAUCACUACCUGAAGGACAGAAUUCUCCUCAGGAAUGCCCGUACGGUCUCUACGCCGAGCAGCUCUCGGGAACCGCAUUCACGGCGCCGAGAGAAACCAACAAGAGAAGCUGGCUGUACAGAAUUCGUCCGUCGGUGCAGCAUUCCCCAUUUUCGAAGUACCCGAGUAACACCACCACCGACUGGAAUGCCAACCACCCGAACCCCAACCAGAUGCGCUGGAUGCCUUUCGACAUUCCGGACCAAACGAAGGGCGAAGUCGACUUCGUGGACGGACUGAACACCAUCUGCGGCGCUGGAGACCCGAAAACACGUCACGGAAUGGCCGUUCACAUCUACUGCUGCAACAUGUCCAUGAAGGACAAGGCCAUGUACAACUCUGACGGAGACUUUCUGAUCGUGCCACAGCAAGGUGGCUUGUCCAUCCUGACUGAGUUUGGCAGACUCCGUGUGGAGCCCAACGAGAUCUGCGUGAUCCAGCAAGGCAUGCGCUUUCAAGUGUACGUCUCCGGGCCGAGCCGGGGAUACGUGCUAGAAGUGUACGACAACCAUUUUGUUCUACCGAACUUGGGACCCAUUGGUGCCAACGGACUGGCCAACCCGAGGGACUUCAAGACGCCGACGGCCUGGUUCGAGGACCGGGAAGUGAGCAACUUCGCCAUCGUCAACAAGUACCAGGGCUUCUUUUUCAAGGCCACCCAGGACCAUUCUCCCUUUGACGUGGUGGCCUGGCAUGGAAACUACGCGCCCUACAAAUAUGACCUGGACAACUUCAUGACCAUCAACACGGUUUCCUUCGAUCACUGUGACCCUUCAAUCUUCACCGUGUUGACCUGUCUGUCAAUGAAACCUGGAACGGCGAUCGCCGACUUCGUCAUCUUCCCACCACGUUGGGCAGUGGCAGAGCGUACCUUCAGGCCUCCUUACUACCACAGAAACUGCAUGAGUGAGUUCAUGGGUCUCAUCACCGGUAAAUACGAGGCCAAGGAGAAAGGCUUCCAGCCCGGCGGCGCCACCCUGCACAGCAUGAUGACUCCUCAUGGACCGGAUGCCCAGUGCUACGAACAGAACAGGAAGGGCAAGUUGGUCCCACAGCGCAUCGCCGAGGGAUCUAUGGCGUUCAUGUUCGAGAGCUCGCUGAGCAUGGCGGUAACUAAAUGGGGCGAGAGCGUCUGCGAUAAGCUCGACCUGGACUACUACAAGUGCUGGCAGGCCAUGGCCAAGAACUUCGACCUCAGCUGGAAGCCUGUCAAGCAAGAGUAGAUGCACGAAGAACGGCUUUGGUUCUCCAUACAGCCGAGACGAGACUUCGCCACUUUCGUGCAUAAUACUCUUCCGCGGUUAACUGCCUUCAGAUGAGCAGAAGCAACGGUGCCAUAUAUCUGCUGCGUUUUUUGUACAACCGAGCUCGAAAGGAUGCUAUCAAGGGAUCGAAAGUGGUGUCACUGGAACCGUGAAAUAUGAAAUAAACAAAUAUCGACGGAUCGAACGGA
Messenger RNA from Ixodes scapularis (black-legged tick), 1758 nucleotides. It is a transcript of the gene hgo, whose product is annotated as homogentisate 1,2-dioxygenase. Gene Ontology annotation, cellular component: cytoplasm. Gene Ontology annotation, molecular function: homogentisate 1,2-dioxygenase activity. The record is from RefSeq and is a predicted model, not a curated record. Lineage: Eukaryota; Metazoa; Arthropoda; Arachnida; Ixodida; Ixodidae. Gene Ontology annotation, biological process: L-phenylalanine catabolic process. The coding region runs from base 191 to 1528 and encodes 445 amino acids. The transcript has 15 exons.